AUGUCUGCAAUGACACACCAAGAUACAGAAAUCCAAAUAGCAGCAAAAACUCAAAACCUUCGAAGACUGGAGGCCCAACGUAACUCUUUGAACUCCAAGGUCAGAGCUUUGAAGGACGAAUUGAAACUGCUUCAAGAGCCCGGUUCGUAUGUCGGUGAGGUGGUUAAAGUAAUGGGAAAGAAGAAAGUUUUAGUCAAGAUCCAUCCCGAAGGAAAGUAUAUCGUCAAUCUAGCACCAGAUAUUGACAUCAAGAAGAUCUCGCCCAGCUUGCGAGUUUGUCUAAAGAGCGAUACUUAUGAAUUGCAUCAGAUUUUGCCUAAUAAAGUCGAUCCAUUAGUGUCCCUAAUGAUGGUGGAAAAGGUUCCAGAUUCAACCUACGACAUGGUUGGUGGUUUGGAUCAGCAAAUCAAAGAAAUCAAGGAAGUUAUAGAGUUACCAGUUAAACAUCCCGAAUUGUUUGAAUCACUGGGUAUUGCUCAGCCUAAGGGUGUCAUUCUGUACGGCCCUCCAGGUACAGGUAAGACGUUAUUGGCUAGAGCUGUAGCACAUCACACAGAGUGCAAGUUUAUCAGAGUCUCGGGGUCAGAACUAGUCCAGAAAUACAUUGGUGAAGGUUCCAGAAUGGUUAGGGAAUUAUUCAUUAUGGCUAGAGAACAUGCUCCGUCUAUUAUAUUUAUGGAUGAAAUUGACUCCAUUGGUUCGUCAAGAGUGGAAAGUUCCUCUGGAGGAGGCGAUUCUGAAGUUCAAAGAACCAUGUUGGAGCUUCUUAAUCAAUUAGACGGUUUUGAAUCUUCCAAAGACAUCAAAAUUAUUAUGGCCACCAACAGAUUGGACAUCUUGGAUCCUGCUCUGUUAAGACCGGGUAGAAUUGACCGUAAGAUUGAAUUCCCGCCUCCUACUAUUGCCGCUAGAACCGACAUUCUUAAGAUUCACUCUCGUUCCAUGAAUUUGACCCGUGGAAUCGAUCUUAAGAAAAUUGCUGAAAAAAUGAACGGUUGUUCAGGUGCAGAUGUAAAAGGUGUAUGCACAGAGGCAGGAAUGUAUGCCCUGAGAGAACGCAGGAUACACGUAACUCAGGAGGAUUUUGAACUCGCAGUUGCCAAGGUCAUGUCCAAGAAUGAUGAAGGUGCAGUUUCUCUAGCUAAAUUGUUUAAAUAA
Messenger RNA from Komagataella phaffii GS115, 1158 nucleotides. Its product is annotated as One of six ATPases of the 19S regulatory particle of the 26S proteasome involved in the degradation. The record is from RefSeq and is a predicted model, not a curated record. Gene Ontology annotation, cellular component: proteasome regulatory particle, base subcomplex. Gene Ontology annotation, biological process: proteasome-mediated ubiquitin-dependent protein catabolic process. Gene Ontology annotation, molecular function: proteasome-activating activity; ATP binding; ATP hydrolysis activity. The transcript is spliced from 2 exons. Lineage: Eukaryota; Fungi; Ascomycota; Pichiomycetes; Pichiales; Pichiaceae. The coding region runs from base 1 to 1158 and encodes 385 amino acids.